Camellia sinensis is the source of this 705-nucleotide messenger RNA. The record is from RefSeq and is a predicted model, not a curated record. NCBI's taxonomy places the organism in Eukaryota, Viridiplantae, Streptophyta, Magnoliopsida, Ericales, Theaceae.
AUGGAAGAAUAUUUGUCCAAAAUCAAGGUCAUAGUUAGUCAAUUAGCUUUGGCCUCUGUUAUCAUUGAUGAUAAGGAUCUGGUCCUCAUUACUCUAAAUGGUCUUCCUUUAGAGUAUGAUGUUUUUUCCACCACUGUUCUAUCUCAAAAGAAGUAUGCUCAGGAUAUUAUUCUUAAAGCUAGUAUGUUGGAUUGCAAAGCUUGCUCAUCUCCCAUCUCUGUCAAGCCUGGUCUGCCUGCACAUUCAGAUGAGCCCUUUGCCAAUCCAUCUGUCUAUAGAAACAUAGUUGGAGCCUUACAAUAUUUGACAAUUACUAGACCUGAUAUCUCAUUUGCUGUGAAUCAAUUAUGUCAACAUAUGUAUAAUCCCACUGUUGGUCACUAUGUUGGUAUAAAGAGGUUGCUUAGGUUCAUUAAGGGCAUCAUUUCUCAUGGUCUUACCUAUAACCCCAGCUCAUUUGAUCUUCAUGCUUAUUCCGAUUCCAAUUGGGCUAGAGAUUCUGUUGAUAGAAAAUCUACCUCAAGAUUUUCCUAUCUUAAAGACAAGCUCAUGUCUCUUUCUCCCUCCAUCAGCUUGCAGGGGAAUGUUGAAGAUACACCACCAGCUAACUUAGCUACUAGCUCAGCUAGCCUAGGUUGCAGUCGCAACUCCAAGCUACAACUCUUACCACAGCUUCAACCUCAGCUAUCAGCUAAGACAUUUUGA